Molecule: messenger RNA, 3083 nt
Organism: Dimorphilus gyrociliatus
Lineage: Eukaryota; Metazoa; Annelida; Polychaeta; Dinophilidae
Source: the annotation of a GenBank genome assembly
AUGCGCAGACACUUUCCUCUAAUGAACCAAUCGGUCUCAUUCAAACUAGCUUAAAAACCAAUCAGUACGAUAGUUAUCGGAAAAAAAUCGAUUGGUAAAUGGUAGAAGUGACUCAUAAGCAUCGGCAGCAUGUCGUCAAAAUGCGAGUGCGUGCGUAAUGGCCCGCUAAUCCUCCUUAUAAUAGGUUUGUUUACGAAAAGCGUGCAUUCGCGCCCAGUAUAAGAUUCACCGAAUGUUUAAUGGAAUAACGUAUUUAAUCUAGCCAAAUAAUAUAUUGAAAUAUUCUUGUUGGUUUUAAAAACUAACAUGUUUAAUCAUUUUCAGAAUCGUGUUUGGUGUUACGGUCCGCUCAAGGUAAGGAACCUUUUUCAUGAUUGUAUAAUUUCAAUAGUGAAAGUCUAGACAGCUUUAUGGUUAGCUCGUUUGUCUAGCCUAAACCGCAAAAUAAACGCGUUGGAGAACAAUGUAACCAAUGCGUCUUUGGUGCCAAUGCCAUUAAUAUUUAUUCCCGUAUAGGAUUUCAGUAAAAACACGCAACGGUUAAUGUUCACUUUAAUUCGCCGAGGCAAACGUGCACGGCAUGUGUUUUACAUUUAUGUCAUUUGGAAAAAGUUUUUCAGGUUGCUACCGAACCGGGAAUUGUGUUGAGGUGUGAGGGUACAUGCUCUAUUGCACAUACGCAAUGGUUAUCCACCUGUACCGCAAUAAUCUUUAUUUGUAUAGUCAUAUACAGUUUAACGUGUAGAGAUAUGUAUAGAUAUAUACUAUGUGUAAGUUUAUAUAUGACUAUCUAUCUAUAUCUAUCUACGUACUAGUGUCUGCGUCUGUGCGCAAAUCUGUGUUCGCGACCAAGCUUGUCAGUGUUUUCUUACGGAUGAGAAUGUAACAAUUUUUUAUUGCAUAGACCAGUAGGCUACUGCGCAUUUAGGCGUGUAAUGUGGAUAGAACGUUAAGUAAACGAUAAUGAUUUAUCAACACACCUAUAUUUGAGAGAAAUUGUUACAUGGCGUCUCAGGCCUAUUUAUUUGACUGGAAAUAUAUAUCAGUAUCAAAGAGGGACAGGGUUAAGGCCAAAUGUUUGAAUUUCUUCUUCCAUUUCACGUCCCAUUCAGUUUCCCUGUCUUGUACGCAUGCGUACGGAAUCAGCACGUUUUUAUGAUGACGUCACGGACAAAAUGUAGCAAUUUAAUCUCAAAACGCGGACGAUCCCCAGGCGCCUUGUUUAUUCUGACUGUGAGUAAAUUGUUAUGAUUUACAACAGCGUCUUUUCUUAAAAGAGAAAAGUUGUUACACUCGGCAGGCCAACCUAUUUGUUGUCAUCUGUCUGUCUAUCAUUCUCUCUGUUCCUAGUUCGUCUUUCGCGACCUUUUUUGUUGACCUUUUGACUAAUUGACACCCGGGGAGUUAUUUGAAAUUCAUAAAGGUUUGACGCAUUGCAAACUGGUAAGUGAUGAAUAUUUGACGAAAUUAUUCAAAUCGUGAUAUUACUCUAUGUAGCUUCAAUUUACUCUGAAUAGAAUUAGUCGAGUGUUUUCCGCUUCCUGAUUGAGUAAUAAGUUGAUAAUUAGGUCGUAGACAGUGGUGUGUAGACACGGCGCUCAAUGGCUUACUGCAGACGUCUGGAUGUUUUACGAGGAUCAAUUGUAAAAUGUAUAAUAGUAUUUUUUUUCUAGUCACGUGACAUUUCAUAUUAUGUUACAUACCUGAAUUAGCUUUGUAUUUCCCCUAUUCAUUUUCGCACCAUAAACUCAGUAUUAAAAAUUCCAGCAUGGUUAUACAUACUGGUUCUCUAAAGGCGGUAAAUGGCAGAUUUUUGAGUAGUUAAAUACAAUGCAAAUGAUUGAAAUUUACAUAUCUUACUUUUUGAUGUAUUGCUUUUAUUUAACUAUCAUUUGACGAGAAGAGCGGCUACCUUGACUAUUGAAUUUAAUUACCCAACUUUUUUGUUAUCACAGAUGAUAAGGCAUGCGACGCUAUAACAAUUAGUAAACAAGAGCUCAUCAGGCCUUCGCCUUCUUGCCUAAUCUUCUUACGUUCUUCCAAUCAUCACUUAAAUCUCCUAUUCAACGCUUCAGAUUGCUGCCGGGCAUCAAUCGAAAUCCAAGAGAGGCCUUUGACAAAUUCAAAUUUCACUGCCGAAAAAUACGAUUUGUCAGAACAAUUGGGUGUUGAAUUUAAAUGGGCAACGCGAAAGUCAAAGAAAAUUUGGAGCGUCGUCUACAAAGUGCGCUUAAACGACUCAUGUGGAUGUGAAGCCUUGUGUAUAAACGAUCGGAGGUUCUUAUGUGAAGAAAAAAAGACAAUAUCGUCUAAAACUGCUUUAUUUGGCUGUCUUGCUAUGGCUGUCUGUUUAGCAUUCGCCUUCUCUCUAGUGCUAUUGUGCAGAAGACAAAGAGCAAGGAGGGGAAGCUUGUUACCAGCUUCUCUGUCCUCCCAGCAAACUCAGGUUUCGUAUUCGCCAAUUCGUCAGCCCUGCCACGUAGCGAGAUCCGGUGACGGUGAGGGUUUUUCUCAUGACCCUUCAGAUGUCGUCGUUGACGACGGAGCACGCUUCCCGACCGUCAUAGCCCCUCCAAAUGUUAAAGCCGAAGACGCCCCUCCUCCCUACAGUCGGAUACCAGUCGUGAAUACAACCAGGCACAAUUCAUUGUCAGGUCUACGACGAUCUCGACCUGAAGAACCUCCUAGGAGCAAUAGUGUCAGUGUUGGUUCUCCUCCUCCAUAUAGAGCGUGAAUACGGUCUUAGACCGAUCUUCCUCUUCUCCCAAAUGUACGAAUGAACUAGUGAGUUUCCCGGUCUUCAAAAGGCCAGUGAGAUUGUGCUAUUUAUCUCGGUGUAAAAAACUUCUUUAUUGUACAGUCUAAAGAAAUGACGCAAAACAACAAUUUUUCUUUUUUUUUGACAAAUGAUCUGCCGCCUUUAAGCGGUCUUGUUAUAAUUAAAUUUAAUAAUGAAGCAAGAAAAUACAGUUUUUUGUUUAAGGCUGUUAAAGGUCACAUGUUUUAGGUGCAUAACGCAUUUAAUACGCUUAAAUAUACAAUCGGUGUUUAAAAAUCAAUUUUUUUACAGUUUAUCAAAAGAU